CAAAACUCCCACACAAACAAGAGCCAAAAGCCAACACACAACAAAACUCAAACAAAAAUGGGACUUCUUCAACGUCCCUUGUGUUGCCACACACAACAACCACAAUCCCAUCAUCACCUUCAUUCCGAGUCAUCAACUUCAUCCUCCCUCUCUUCACAACCAAGCCUCCCUUCUGUCCCCUCCCUCACCCCACAAAAACCGCAUUUCCUCGAAGAACAACCCCAAACCACCCACCACAGACUCAUCACCGCCGUCAAGGGCCACACCUCACCAAUCUUCUCCCUCGCCCUCCACGGCAAGUCCCUCUAUAGCGCCUCCUCCGGCGGCGAAAUAAGAGCAUGCAAUAGAAAUCCCACAUCGGCUAAUGAUAUAAUCACAUUAAAAUAUAUAAGUAAUGUCAACACCAACACUGUUGUCGCGACCAGCAACGCGCCAAUCAAGUCCCUCAUCGUAUCCCACGACAAGUUAUUCACUGCUCACCAAGACCACAAAAUCCGUGUCUGGAAAACAACAACCGACCAACCCGGUAACAACAACAACAACAACCCGAACUACUACAAAUGCGUCGCCACGCUUCCCACCCUCCACGACCGUAUCUCCAAACUCUUCUCCUCCAAGAACUACGUCGAGAUUCGCCGCCACAAGAAGCGCACGUGGGUGCAUCACGUGGACACCGUCUCCGCCCUCGCGCUUUCCCGAGACGGGUCCCUCCUCUACUCCGCUUCAUGGGACCGAACAUUCAAGAUCUGGCGAACCUCGGAUUUCAAGUGUCUGGAGUCAGUUAAAAACGCGCACGAGGACGCAAUUAAUUCCUUAGUUUUGUCGAAUAACGGUUUUGUCUACACAGGUUCCGCGGACACUAGAAUAAAGAUGUGGAAGAAGUUAGAGGGAGAGAAAAAGCAUUCUCUAAUAGGAACCUUGGAGAAGCAUAAAUCCGCUGUUAACGCUCUUGCUCUUAACUCCGAUGGAUCAGUGUUAUAUUCAGGUGCGUGUGAUAGGUCAAUUUUAGUGUGGGAGAGUGAUCAAAAUGAAAAUAAUAACACCAUGGUGUUGGUGGGUGCUUUGAGGGGGCACACAAAAGCGAUACUGUGUUUGGUGGUGGUGGCGGAUUUGGUGUGUAGUGGAUCUGCUGAUAACAGUGUUAGGGUAUGGAGGAGAGGUGCUGAGAAGAGUUAUUCGUGUUUGGCGGUGUUUGAAGGUCAUCGACGACCCGUGAAGUGUUUGGCUAUGGCUGUUGACUCCAACAGUGGUGGUCCUCGUGAGGAUGAUCAUAAUAGUAGCUCUUAUCUGGUUUACAGUGCAGGUUUAGAUUGUGAGAUUAAAGUGUGGCAAAUACGCGUUCCUUCGCUGUCGUUGUGAUUCUUUUUUUGUUACUACAAUUUUUUGCUCCCUUCAUUGGAUUUGUAAAUAGGAUCAGAAUUUUUUUUGUUAUUUUGAUGUGUAACUUGGCUUCUUUUUUUCGGUGUAGUGGUAUUUUUACUACUAAUUUGACUGAAAAAAUAAAGAAGAUUUGGAGAUGGAUUCAUACCACCAAGUUUGAUUUGGUUUUUCUGUGUA
This is a messenger RNA of Glycine soja, 1557 nucleotides long. RefSeq names its product protein JINGUBANG-like. Bases 58 to 1359 code for a protein of 433 amino acids. The transcript has a single exon. NCBI's taxonomy places the organism in Eukaryota, Viridiplantae, Streptophyta, Magnoliopsida, Fabales, Fabaceae. The record is from RefSeq and is a predicted model, not a curated record. Gene Ontology annotation, molecular function: protein binding.